This is a messenger RNA of Rubroshorea leprosula, 806 nucleotides long. Lineage: Eukaryota; Viridiplantae; Streptophyta; Magnoliopsida; Malvales; Dipterocarpaceae. The record is from the annotation of a GenBank genome assembly.
GAGGACAUCUUUGUAAGGCUGAGAUCCUGGCUGCAAAAGGGGUUCACCAAGGGACUGAUGUUCAUUGGAUGGGAAGCUAUCAUCUUUUGGGCAAGUGGGCAUAGUUAAGGAAAUCGAAGUGUUCUCCGGCCACCGGAGAACCUGAUAUUGCUUGCUGCGUUAUCAACUACUCCAACCUAAGGUAUAUGUUCAUUUCUAGAAUAUGAUUUCACGAAAUUCCUUAUCUGAAAUUUUAGAAUUGAAUUUUUAAUAUCAAAUAGUAAUUGGGACUACAGUUUGCUUGCAUAGGGUUGUCAUCGGAUAUGUAAAACUUUGGUGGUAUAAGAAAGUGAUGUUGUCGAAUUUGUGAAACUUUGGGGUAUGCAAAAUUUUUUUUCGUUUCUUUUUCAUUUGUCGUUGGUCCCACUCAUACGUCAGUCUCUUAUCAAACACGGUAUUCGAAAGUUUAUAAUCGGAUAUGUAAGACUUCAUAUUAUUAGGUGGGAAGGUAUCAUUUUACCAAAAAAAAAAAAAAUGUUGGGAAGGUAUCAUCUCUCGGUUCAGAACUUCAUGGGAUCACCAGAAGAUGUAUGGUUAAAGAGAUCACCGGAGAAGUUGAUCUAAUAUGCUGCGUUAUCAAUUACUCCAACCUACGACGUAUGUGGGAGACUCUGGAUGAUGUGCAGGCGUGAGAUGCAAAGUGUGGAAGAUGAAUUCUCGAGGUGCGAUUUCCAUCGUCAAUUGUGUUUUUCCUUGAUACCAAGGUACGUCGUCUUGUUUUAAUUAUGCCUCUUUUUUUUUUCUUACAUUAAAUUGUGCUUUUCCUU